Gigantopelta aegis is the source of this 1322-nucleotide messenger RNA. RefSeq names its product glioma pathogenesis-related protein 1-like. Gene Ontology annotation, cellular component: extracellular region. NCBI's taxonomy places the organism in Eukaryota, Metazoa, Mollusca, Gastropoda, Neomphalida, Peltospiridae. Bases 337 to 1083 code for a protein of 248 amino acids. The record is from RefSeq and is a predicted model, not a curated record. The transcript is spliced from 8 exons.
ACUCCACAAUAGGACACACAAAAAUUAAACAUGUCUGAUGCAGACUUGAAAAUAAAACACGGUAUAAAAUAUACAUCCAGCGAGUGUGAUUCGAACUGGGAAGACUUGAGUUGUUCAUAAGUUGAAGGCGACAUCCUGUCUAAACUAGAGUGUAUUUGGGUCUGCUCAGUGGCUGGGGGUGAAAGUUCGGUUUGCUGGUGUAUAUCCGCAUAUUGUCGCAAUCCAGACUUCGGUAACAGGAAGGCCGCGAUAUCUCAUCCGAGAUCAGUGUAAAAUACUUUGGAUGAAUACUUUCAACAAUAGUAUUUCCGCUGCUAGGUGGUCGCUUCUAGCAUUAUGGAAUACUAUUUUUCCGUAAUCUAUGUAUUGAUUUCUGUGGAACUGGCGGGUGGAGAUCUCAAUAAGAUCGACUCAGCCGAGAUCGGCGUCAUCCGCACUAAACGACAAACAUCAAUGAAAUUGUCGUCAUCAGAAAAACGUCUCGUCAUAGAAUCCCACAAUGAACUGCGCCGACUGGAAAAAGCUACGGACAUGGCGUACAUGUCUUGGGAUGAAGAUCUAGCUAACCAGGCCCAACAAUGGGCAGACAAAUGCAAGUGGAAACACGGAAAUGUUGUUGACGUGCCCAAGUUUUCCUACGUUGGACAAAACCUGCAAGCAAGUACAGGUCAGGUUGGCAUGGACACGGUUAUCAAGAAGCAGUGGUACUACAGUGAGAAACCGUCAUACACCUACAAGACCGGGUACUGCGCGAAGGUCUGUGGACACUACACCCAGGUCGUGUGGGCGGAGUCACGUUCUGUAGGGUGUGGAAGGACUUUCUGCCCCAAUAUUGCAGGCAUCAGCUGGGCAGGUGGCGGCUAUAUUGUUGUUUGUAAUUAUGGACCAGGCGGUAAUAUUCGAGGUUACCAGCCGUACAGACGGGGUGGUGCCCCUUGUUCCAAGUGCCCGCGAAGCAUGUCCUACUGUAUAAAUGGCCUUUGUAGUGCCAGCGCCGAGCCCUAUACCAGUUCAACUACCCGAUCAUCCCCAUCAAUAGCAUUAUAUCUUAUCUUUGUACUGAUUGCUUACCUUGCUUUGUGACAAACAUUAUGAUUCGUCAAAAGUACUGCCGUGAUAGCUGUUGCUAUGAUUGUUAUAUUGUUAUGCUGUUUAAAAACAUUUGAAAGGAGAUCAUGAAUCCUUAUGUGAUUUUCUGAACUGCGGACCAGGGUCAAUCAAACAAAACAAAACAAUUCUCUCUCUCUCUCUCUCUCUCUCUCUCUCUCUCUCUCUCUCUCUCUCUCUCUCUCUCUCUCUCUCUCUCUUUGUUUGUCCCUCCG